Verticillium alfalfae VaMs.102 is the source of this 671-nucleotide messenger RNA. Its product is annotated as glutaredoxin domain-containing protein. The record is from RefSeq and is a predicted model, not a curated record. The transcript is spliced from 2 exons. NCBI's taxonomy places the organism in Eukaryota, Fungi, Ascomycota, Sordariomycetes, Glomerellales, Plectosphaerellaceae. Bases 154 to 483 code for a protein of 109 amino acids.
ACCUUUCAACUUGGCUGCAACAGCACUCCAUCAUCCAUCAUCCAAGAGCAGGGACUUGCUGAAAAUCAAUGGUUGAGUUAGCCCGCUGAUUUUCCUACCCAACCCCCACCUCAACAUAUCGAUUCUCCCUCAGCCACUAGAAUCUAGUGCGCCAUGUUUCCGACAGUUCGCCUGCUCCAUCCCUGCCGCAUCACACUCUUCACCCGGGAUGGCUGCGGUCUCUGCGUCAGAGCCAAGUCGGCCCUCUCAAACGUUUGGGACCGCCGGCCCUUUGACUUCCACGAGGUCAAGAUUACGACCCCCGAGGCAAAACCUUGGAAAGACUUGUAUGACUUUGACGUGCCCGUGAUUCACUUUGCGAAGUCGGGUGCCCCAGACGAGGACCCCAAAUUGGUGACAAAAGCCCUCAAGCUCAUGCACCGCUUCGAUCCAGCCGAUGUCGAGGCCAAGAUGGACGAGAUUGAGCAGACCAGGGCACAAUGACAGCCCUGUUCACGUCGCUCAUGUAACACUAUGUAAUACCAAAGUCUGAAGACUUGUGAGGGAGACUUGCAUGAAGAAUUGGGCGGAGUCUCGCAACCAAGUUUAUUCGGCCGUUACGUCCACUAGUACAUAUACCGCGCCUGCAUAUAUGUAAUCCCUGGCAGAAAAUACACCUGGAUAGACCAUCA